ACUAUAAAUACGGGAAAGUUGCACAUCAGCUUUUGUCGAUCUUCUCAGUUCGACUGCGGAAGGAGGAAGGUGUUCGUAAGGCAUGCAUUUCGUCAAAAGAUUCCUAAAACUCCACAUCGAGUAGUUCAAAUAAUGAUAAAAUUGACAGUUCAGAUCGUAUAGCCAAAAAUGAAGUCGAGUUUGGAGUGAUUUGGGACUCCUCGUAGCGUGUAAAAAUCCACCUUUUUUCGACACUGCUGUCGAGGACAAAAAAGGAAUUGCGCCACAGAUUGAGUGCGUGUCAUAUAUGAUUACGUAGGCUGCUACUGACUGUAUCGCACCAUAAUGGCGCUUCAGUUUCACGACUCCAAAGCCCCGAUGCGGGAUGUCAGACGCGUGCAGUUUGGUGUCCUCAGCCCCCAGGAAAUGCGUCGCAUGUCGGUGGUAGAGGGUGGCAUCAAGUAUGCUGAGGUCAUGGAAGGUGGCAAGCCCAAGCUGGGUGGUCUGAUGGACCCUCGUCAGGGUUGCGUGGACCGCGCCUCUCGCUGUCAGACCUGCGCCUGCAACCAGGUGGACUGCCCAGGCCACUUUGCCCACAUUGAGCUUGCCAAGCCUGUAUUCCACCCAGGCUUCCUGACGAAGACUGUCAAGAUCCUGCGCUGCGUUUGCUUCUUCUGUUCCAAAAUGUUGGUGGACCAGAACCACCCCAAAGUCAAAGAGAUCCUGAGUAAGUCCAAGGGUUUCCCUCGCAAGCGCCUAGCCCACAUCUACGAUGUUUGCCGGACCAAGAAGAUCUGUGAGGGCGGAGAGGAGAUGGACCAGACUUUCAAUGCCGACUUAGCCAAACGAGAGGGGGAAGCACCAGAACCUAGAAAUCAGGGUCAUGGUGGCUGUGGAAGGUACCAGCCCCAGAUCCGCCGGGCUGGACUGGACCUGACAGCAGAGUGGAAGCAUGUCAAUGAGGACACGCAGGAGCGCAAGAUUGCCUUGACAGCUGAACGUGUCCAUGAGAUCUUCAAGCGCAUCUCAGAUGAGGAGAGCUUGAUCCUUGGGAUGGACCCCAAGUUCACCCGGCCAGACUGGAUAAUCAUCACAGUCAUGCCUGUCCCACCGCUCUGUGUCAGGCCGGCUGUAGUCAUGUUUGGCUCAGCUAGAAAUCAGGACGAUCUGACACACAAGUUGGCGGACAUCAUCAAGGCCAACAAUCAACUCCAGAAGAAUGAACAGAAUGGUGCUGCUGCCCAUAUCAUAGCUGAAGACACAAGGAUGCUACAGUUCCAUGUGGCUACACUCUCUGACAAUGAGCUACCAGGAUUGCCUAGGGCCAUGCAGAAGUCCGGGCGGCCCCUCAAAUCAGUCAAGCAGCGACUGAAAAGCAAAGAGGGUCGUAUUCGUGGCAACCUGAUGGGUAAGCGUGUAGACUUCUCAGCCCGUGCUGUGAUCACCCCAGAUCCUAAUCUGUCCAUCGACCAAGUUGGAGUGCCCAGGACUAUUGCUCAGAAUCUGACCUACCCAGAGAUCGUCACACCCUUCAACAUUGACAAGCUCCAAGAGCUGGUGCGAUUGGGUCACAACCAGUACCCAGGGGCUAAAUACAUCAUCCGAGACAACGGUGAGCGUGUAGACCUGAGAUUCCACCCAAAGACAAGUGACUUGCACUUGCAGUGUGGCUACAAGGUUGAGCGACAUCUUCGGGAUGAUGACGUGGUCAUCUUUAACCGCCAGCCGACUCUCCACAAAAUGUCCAUGAUGGGUCACCGGGUCAAAAUUCUCCACUGGUCCACGUUUCGUCUUAACCUCAGUGUCACAACUCCUUACAAUGCCGACUUUGACGGUGACGAAAUGAACCUGCAUGUGCCCCAGUCCAUGGAGACGCGGGCUGAAGUGACUGAGAUCAUGAUGGUACCCCGCCAGAUGGUAACCCCGCAGUCAAACCGACCUGUCAUGGGUAUUGUGCAGGAUUCCUUGACAGCUGUCAGGAAGUUUACCAAGCGUGAUGUGUUCCUACAAAAGGAGGAGCUGAUGAACCUUCUGAUGUGGUUGCCCAACUGGGACGGCCACAUCCCCCAACCGGCCAUCAUCAAGCCCCGCCCCAUGUGGACAGGCAAGCAGAUGAUGUCGCUAAUCAUCCCUUCCAACAUCAACCUGAUCAAGGCUCACAGCACUCACCCAGAUGAGGAGGACCGGGGUCCUUACAAAUGGAUCUCUCCUGGAGACACUAAGGUGCUGAUCAUCAAUGGGGAGCUCAUCUCAGGCAUUGUUUGUAAGAAGACCAUCGGUGCGUCUGGGGGAUCGCUGGGUCACGUGAUCUUCAUGGAGCGGGGUCAUGAAGUCACCCGAGACUUCUAUGGCAACAUCCAGACAGUGGUCAACAACUGGCUACUUCUGGAAGGCCACAGUAUCGGUAUUGGUGACUGUAUUGCCGAUGCACAGACCUAUGAUGACAUCCAGAACACGAUCCGCAAAGCCAAACAGGAAGUCAUAGAUGUCAUUGAGAAGGCCCACAAUGAUGAGUUGGAGCCCACACCGGGCAACACACUCAGACAGACUUUCGAGAAUCAGGUGAACCGUAUCCUGAACAAUGCCCGUGACAAGACCGGUGGUAGUGCCCAGAAGAGCUUGUCUGAAUUCAACAACUUCAAGUGCAUGGUGGUAGCUGGCUCCAAAGGUUCCAAGAUCAACAUCUCCCAGGUUAUUGCCUGUGUAGGCCAGCAGAAUGUAGAAGGCAAGCGUAUCCCCUUUGGUUUCCGUCACCGCACACUCCCCCACUUCAUCAAGGAUGACUAUGGCCCCGAGAGCAGAGGCUUUGUAGAGAAUUCUUACCUUGCUGGGCUGACCCCCUCUGAGAUGUUCUUCCAUGCCAUGGGUGGGAGAGAGGGUCUGAUUGACACAGCUGUCAAGACUGCAGAAACUGGUUACAUCCAGCGUCGGCUGAUUAAGGCCAUGGAGAGUGUCAUGGUGCGCUAUGACGGCACACUACGUAAUAGCAAUGACCACCUGGUGCAGCUACGUUAUGGUGAGGAUGGGCUGGAUGGUACCAAAGUAGAGUUCCAGAACCUUCCCACCCUCAAGCCCUCCCAUAAGGCCUUUGAGAAACGCUUCAGGUUCGACUGUACCAACGAAAGAGCAUUGCGCCGUACCUUGACUGAAGACAUUGUCAAGGAUGUAGUUGCAAAUGCCCAAGUUCAUCUGGAAAUUGAGAGAGAGUAUGAGCAGCUGAAGGAGGAUCGGGAGGUGUUGAGGAAGAUUCUGCCCAUGGGAGAGUCUAAGGUUGUGUUGCCAUGCAACUUGGAGCGCAUGAUCUGGAAUGCACAGAAGAUCUUCCACAUUAAUACCAGGCACACCACAGACCUGCAUCCACUGAAAAUUGUAAAAGGCGUUCGUGAGCUAUCUAAGAAUUUAGUGGUGGUAAAGGGGGAGGAUCGCAUCAGCAAGCAGGCCCAAGAGAAUGCCACCUUGCUCUUCAACAUGCUGCUGCGCUCCACGCUCUGUUCCCGUCGUGUCAUCGACGAGCACCACAUGACCAGUGAGUCCUUUGAUUGGCUGCUGGGUGAGAUUGAGACCCGAUUCAAUCAGGCACUGGUUCACCCUGGUGAGAUGGCAGGUCCCCUGGCAGCCCAGUCCCUAGGUGAGCCAGCUACCCAGAUGACCCUGAACACCUUCCACUACGCCGGUGUGUCAGCUAAGAACGUGACCUUAGGAGUACCUCGCCUCAAAGAGAUCAUCAACAUCUCUAAGAAGCCCAAGACACCUUCCCUGACUGUCUUCCUGAUCGGCCAGGCUGCACGAGAUGCUGAGAGAGCAAAGGAUAUCCUGUGCCGAUUAGAGCACACCACCUUGCGCAAAGUGACGGCAAACACGGCCAUCUACUAUGACCCAGAGCCCCAGAGCACUGUCAUUGAGGAGGAUCAGGACUGGGUCAACCUGUACUAUGAGAUGCCAGACUUUGACCCUACUCGGAUCUCCCCAUGGCUGCUUCGUAUUGAGCUGGACCGCAAGCGCAUGACGGACCGUAAGCUAACCAUGGAGCAGAUAGCUGAGAAGAUCAACGCAGGCUUUGGUGACGAUUUGAACUGUAUCUUCAAUGAUGACAAUGCUGAGAAGCUGGUGCUGCGCAUCCGAAUCAUGAGCAGUGAUGACAGCAAGUUUGGCGAGGAAGAGGAACAAGUGGACAAGAUGGAAGAUAACGUCUUCCUGCGUUGCAUUGAGUCUAACAUCCUGACUGACAUGACACUGCAGGGGAUUGAGCAGAUCAGCAAGGUGUACAUGCACUUGCCACAGCAGGACAACAAGAAGCGUAUCAUCAUCACAGAGGAGGGAGAGUUUAAGGCCAUUCAGGAGUGGUUACUGGAGACAGAUGGGACCUGUAUGAUGAAGGUACUCAGUGAUCCUGAGGUGGACCCUGUCCGUACCUUCUCCAACGACAUCUGUGAGAUAUUCCAGGUUCUUGGCAUUGAGGCUGUACGCAAGUCCGUAGAGCGUGAGAUGAACCAUGUCAUCUCCUUUGAUGGCUCCUAUGUCAACUACCGGCACCUGGCCCUGUUAUGUGAUGUCAUGACUGCCAAAGGUCACCUGAUGGCCAUCACACGCCAUGGUAUCAACAGGCAGGAUGUGGGCGCUCUCAUGAGGUGCUCCUUUGAGGAAACGGUGGAUAUCCUGAUGGACGCAGCAGCUCACGCUGAGGUGGACCACCUCAAGGGCGUAUCUGAGAACAUCAUGCUGGGCAAGCUAGCUGGGGUGGGCACUGGGUCCUUUGCACUGCUGCUGGAUGCUGAGAAAUGCAAGCAUGGCAUGGAGAUCCCUAUGGGAAUGGGUGGAGGACUCGGUGGAAUGACUGGCAUGUUCUUUGGUGCGGCUGCAUCACCAUCUGCCAGUAUGUCACCUCAGAUGACUCCAUGGAAUCAAGGAGCAACCCCAGCUUACGGUGCAGCAUGGUCACCCAUGGGAAGCGGAAUGACCCCUGGAGGUGCAGGCUUUAGCCCCUCGGCCCAAUCAGAUGCCAGUGGGUUUAGCCCUGGCUACAGCCCUGCCUGGUCUCCGCAGCCAAGCUCCCCUGGUUCCCCAGGCCCAACCAGCCCAUACAUCCCAUCUCCAGCCAGCCCAAUGUCGCCCAGCUAUUCGCCGGCAUCACCAUCUUACAUCACUGGUUCCCCGGCUACCCCACAGAGUCCGGGUUACUCCCCUACUAGCCCCUCCUACUCACCAUCAAGUCCUGGUUACUCACCAACCAGCCCAAGCUACUCGCCCACGAGCCCCAGUUAUUCCCCGACAAGUCCCAGCUACUCGCCCACCAGCCCUAGUUACUCGCCAACAAGUCCAAGCUACUCACCCACCAGCCCAAGUUACAGCCCCACUAGCCCCAGUUACAGCCCAACCAGCCCAAGCUACAGCCCGACGUCACCCAGCUACUCCCCAACGAGCCCCUCCUACAGUCCCACCUCUCCCAGCUACUCACCAACUUCACCCAGUUACAGCCCCACCUCACCCAGUUACUCCCCAACCUCACCUAGUUACUCCCCAACCUCACCCAGUUACUCACCUAGCUCUCCCAAAUACUCGCCAACAAGCCCCAGCUACUCGCCAACCAGCCCCAGCUUCUCAGCCAAAUCGCCCAGCUACAGCCCAACUUCGCCCAGUUACUCUCCGACCUCUCCCAGCUACAGCCCAACAUCUCCUGCUGGGUACUCCCCACAGUCUCCCAGUUACAGCCCUGGUUCGCCCAGUUACUCCCCCUCCAGUCCUAAGUACUCCCCCUCCAGCCCGUCCUACAGCCCAACCUCUCCAAGUUACAGCGGGGCAUCCCACUUCACUCCUACAUCACCAGAGUACAGCCCGACCAGCCCUACUUACUCCCCUGCCAGCCCAAGCUAUUCCCCAUCAAGUCCCAAAUACUCCCCAUCAAGCCCCAAAUAUUCCCCAGCAAGCCCGACUUAUUCCCCACAGACACCCAAGUACAGCCCAACGUCCCCAUCAUAUUCCCCUACAAGUCCCAAGUACAGUCCUGGUUCACCUUCUUAUUCUCCUACAAGUCCACAGGAUUCUUAUUCCCCCAUGUCACCUGGUUACUCCCCUGCAUCCCCCUCUUACAGCCCUAGCAGCCCAGAUAUCGAUGGAGCUGAUGAUUAGAUUUCUCUCAAGUAAUACUCUGUGUACUGAGUCAUAUGUUACUCUUGUAGGACAUGGUUGUCUGGUUUGACACAUUAACUCUUAAACAAUAUAUGCAGGAUGUCUGUAUUGAGGUAGACAAGUGACCUCUUUGAGGCUAAUGCUUGAUGUCACUAUGUGUUGGGAGUCCAGCAAAGUGAACAUGGGUUUGGGGGAAGUUGUUUGUGUUAGUAAAGUACAUGUACAUAUGUGGAGCAAUACACUAUAUCCAGACCUGACAAGCGCUUGACUAAAAAAAUUUUUUUUAUUACAUAUAAAGAAAAAAGUAUGUUGGUUAAUUAAAAAAAGGUUCUUUGUACCUUGGAAAAAGUGAUUAGCAUGUAUACAACUGUGAUGUUUCAAUCUUGCAAAUCACUUGAUUUAGAUAAGUUGUCUUGCAGAAUAUUUAAACUUUAAGUAGUUUAGGUAAAGAUACAAUUGGCUAAAGGCUGGCUUUUUAAUUACUUGGAUUACAGAUUUUUGAGAUCCCGAGAUAUUGGGGGGGGGGGGGAUGUGACUGUUGGGGUGCCCAUUAUAGCUUGCCCAUAGGGUGCCCCCAGUAUUUGGACACAGUAUUCAGACACAAAAGUGUUUGAACAAAAUGUCGUCAUGCAGUUUUACUGCAUAUAAUUAGAAAACAUUUGCCCUGUAAAAGGAUCGAACAUUGCUUUGAUUAAAUUAUGAAUUUAAUGCGCAAUAUGAUUGAUAUUAACCAGAUUUUUUCAAAAUCCAAUUUUCUUUUUGGUGGCGGAUCUUUAAUCCAUGUUAUUAAAAAAAAAAGCCUUAUUUUCUUUACUAAAAACUAUGCUAAGUUUAUUGCAUAUUUCAUAAUCAUCUGUACAUGUUUGUGCUUUAACCAAACGUUAAAAAACAGUUCAAAGCAUUUUAUAAUUAAUGUUGUACUGGCAUGAGUUAAUAAACAAAAUAGACUUGGAUGUUGGUACAAGUUUAAUUUUACCUCAAUUCACAAAGCUUAAUAUUGAACUGCUUCUCAAGUGUUGAUGAUCAAACAUUUUGACCCGUACAAGUAUUAGAUCCAGUCCUUUUGCACAUGAAGCUGUGUGGCCUUAUUGCUUGUGCAAUUUACGAAUCAGUCACAAGCAGGACAUGUAUAUAUCACUAGCUACUGUGGCUACUAAUCUAUUUUUCUAAGUGAAGAGUUACAAUUUUGAUUGUGGCUGCUUACCAAAAGUCUUUAGCUGGUUCGGUUCAUUUGCCAAAACAGAUUUUUUGGUGUUUUUUUUUUUUUGGCAAAAUGUGUCAAUUCUCAACAAAUUUAAUGUGCCUGGCAGGGGCAGUGGUUAUCUUAAAAAUGUUAUUUUAGUUGUAACGUGUGCUUUAAAUGGUUACAUAUUACAAACUUAUACCUGUGCAAGCCCAGUCACAUGAGACCGUAUUGUUUAUUAUCACUUGAUAACCUCUACGUGAGAGUCAACACACAAACCUGUUUUACUCUUAAAAAGUUGCAUCAUUCUGUAGAAAGUACAUUCACCUUUUAAAUUGAUGACACUCACAGAAAUUGUUUGGAGGCUGUAAAACUGGAAUAAGUACAAUUACCUGUAAAUCGCAUGAUUUGGUAAUACAGGGGUUCGUUAAUGCUAACGAUGCUGUAAACUUGUGGACACAUUUGUUGGUGGCAAGACUAUACAUGUAGGUAAAAGGUGUACAGUUCCAUGUGGUAGAAGUAAUAUUGCCAUUGCAAAUUGUGAGUAAUGAGAUAACAUAAAUGUACACCAAGUUACAUGGAAAAGAUCCAUAAGUGUGCUUUUUUUCUUCUAUUCAUAUUACAUUGGAGGAUUUGGAAAAAUUUGGUAGUGCUGUGCAUUCUCGAUUAAUUUAGUACUCGGUUAUUUAAUCUUGGAUUUGAUGAAAUACAUGUAUUAGAUCACAUUUUACAUGUGCCAUGCACCAGCCUAAAUUGAAUGUACCGAUUGGAAAUUGGAUACCGUCGGGCAAUCAGGAUGUGUGUGUAUCUGUUCGAAUUUGACAAUGAGCUUAUCACACAUGAAAGGUCAGCUGACAAGCAGUACAUGUAACAUGCAAAGGUGGCUUCUUCCAUAUGUUUGCUCAGUCUGUCCCCCCCCCCCCUAAAAAACAAAACAACCAAUUGUAUACAAAUUCAUGCGCUUGGAGGUUCCAUGACAAAUAAUGGAAUUCAUGGUACAACAGUGGAUUCAAGAUAGUUAGUACUACUGGUUAUCCAAAAAAGUGCUUUAUCAGAGAUAAGGUGAAUGUACUUGGUAAUUUCUGGUUCAGAAUUAGUGGAAUAGUUUUUAACUCUUGUUACAAAGUGAACAGGAGCUGCAGAUAUUGUGCACAUCCUAGUUUCUCAUUGAGCUGUUCAAUUUCAAAAGUUGCUCUUUAAAAACUGCAUUAUAAAUAUUUUCAAUAGGGAUUGAGUUCAUUUUCUGCACAAUUCUGAGGGAGUUGGGGCUAAUUUGAUUUCAGGGAUGAAUAAAAAAAAUUGUUUUGUGCUCACAGAGCUGAACAGCAUUUUAAAUGCUGCAGUCACAGUUAAGUAAGUAAAAAUCUGUCAAAAUAAAACAAAACAAAUAAAGAUAAACCAAUGGUUAAUUUCAGAUGGCUUGGUUUCAUUUUGUUAGAGAAAUUAAUUGUAAACAAACCUAAAUUGUAUAUAUUUUCUUAGUAUGAAAUAAAAUGUUAAAAAA
Messenger RNA from Patiria miniata (bat star), 8792 nucleotides. Its product is annotated as DNA-directed RNA polymerase II subunit RPB1-like. The coding region runs from base 325 to 6105 and encodes 1926 amino acids. The transcript is spliced from 26 exons. The record is from RefSeq and is a predicted model, not a curated record. Gene Ontology annotation, cellular component: RNA polymerase II, core complex. Gene Ontology annotation, biological process: transcription by RNA polymerase II. Lineage: Eukaryota; Metazoa; Echinodermata; Asteroidea; Valvatida; Asterinidae. Gene Ontology annotation, molecular function: DNA binding.